UCGUCUGCUGUAUUUGAUUGACGUUUGCAUCCGACAGAAAGCUUGGUAAAAAAAAAAUUGUUGAUUUGUGUUGAUUCUAUUUGGAAUUGAUAAAAUGAUUGAUGACGAUAUCAAAACCCUUUGGUGUGGUAACCUACCAGAACAAGCCACUGAAGAGCUAUUGUACGAAUUGUUUCUACAGGCAGGACCACUAGAAAAAGUGAGAAUACCAAGAGACCGAGACGGACGCCAAAAGAACUUUGCAUUUAUCACAUUUUGCCAUGAAGUUUCUGUGCCUUACGCGAUAAACUUAUUUCGAGGUACCUCACUUUAUCAUAGGACACUAUCGCUUCAAAAUAGAGGUCGCAUGGCUAUGCUGCCACCGCCUAUCAGAUGUUAUGGACUAGAACCUCCAAUAGAGUUUCCUCAACAAGCUAAUAUAGCUCAACAGUUUGCUGAUAUGACCGAGCACUUGAAAGAAGAAGACUUCCGAUCCGUCAAUAUGACCCGGCCUCCAACUGACCCUAAUGACAGAUUAGCGAUAGCAAGCUUACAAGGGAACUGGUCACUUCGGCACCACCCAUAUAGACCAAAAGACAAAGGGCAUCGAGAUGACUAUCGGCCAAGAGACCAGCAUGCUGACAAUUAUAAUAGAAAUAAAGAUAAUAGGAACAAAAACUCUGGAAACUGGAGAGACAGAAGGAAUCAUGGAAAGAAAGGGGGCUACCAUAGGUAGUGCAGCAACACUUGAAGUCUCUAAGUCUUUAUGGGAAAAAUACAAGACAUCUGAAAAUGACCUCUAGUGGUCUAUUGACUAUAACAGGCAGCAUCUCAGAGUGCCACCAAAGUGUGUGUUUCGUUUUGUAGUUUUGCUAAAAUGAAAUGAAGCAAAUAAGGUAUAGUUAGCUUCAUAAGUUUGAUUCCCCAGCUGCUUGUAUGCCUAAAAUUCUAAAUUUAUCCAUGAUGUAUUUUUUUUCUUCAUUAGAUAUGCAAAUAAUACUAAACAUUCUCUGUUACUUUUUAUUAAAAAUCAGAAUAACUUAUAAAAAUGAUUAAAGCUAUUGUGAAAUAGUGAAUAAAUACUGUCUUCCACAAGAGUAUGUCAUGAAUUCAUAGAAAAAUAUAUUUUAACACAAA
Molecule: messenger RNA, 1116 nt
Organism: Trichoplusia ni (cabbage looper)
Lineage: Eukaryota; Metazoa; Arthropoda; Insecta; Lepidoptera; Noctuidae
Product: RNA-binding protein 7
Exons: 2
Coding region: 95-715 (206 amino acids)
Biological process (GO): regulation of alternative mRNA splicing, via spliceosome
Cellular component (GO): nucleus
Molecular function (GO): single-stranded RNA binding
Source: RefSeq, a predicted model, not a curated record